UACCCGUCCGUGUCCAUUGACCGCUUCGAUCACGACAACCUGCUGGCGCGCGCCUACUUCCUGUCGCACUGCCACAAGGACCACAUGAAGGGGCUGCGGGCGCCCGCCCUGAGGAGGAGGAUGGAGAGCAGGUCUCUUUAUGCACUGUGCAAAAGGAUGUUUCUGUGUUCUGCUGAAUGCUAACUGUCCCAAAUGCCUGUUCCAGGGGAGACCAGUGAGGUGGAGGAACCCCAUCCCACUUCAGCUUGAAAGUUAAAUUGUACUGCUCCCCGGUAACCAAGGAAUUGCUGUUGACUAACUGGAAGUACAGAUUUUGGGAGAAUCACAUUGUUGCACUGGAAGUUGAAACCCCAACUCAGAUUUCUUUGGUAGAUGAAGCAACUGGUGAGAAAGAAGAUGUAGAGGUGACACUCCUACCAGCUGGGCACUGUCCAGGAUCAGUCAUGUUUUUGUUUGAAGGUGAAAAUGGCACUGUGCUGUACACAGGGGAUUUCAGGCUGGCCAAAGGAGAAGCAGCCAGGAUGGAGCUUUUGCAUUCAGGGACCAGAGUAAAAGACAUCCAGAGUGUGUAUUUGGACACUACUUUCUGUGAUCCCAAGUUUUAUCAUAUACCAAGCCGGGAGGAAUGUUUAAAGGGGAUCUUGGAGUUAGUGCGAAGCUGGAUUUCCCUGACUCGCAACCAUGUUGUUUGGCUGAACUGCAAAGCUGCUUAUGGAUAUGAAUAUUUAUUCAUAAACCUCAGUGAGGAACUUGGGGUCAAGGUGCACAUGAACAAACUUGAUAUGUUCAGAAACAUGCCAGAAAUCCUCUACCACGUUACUACAGAUCAACAUACUCAGAUUCACGCCUGCCGACAUCCCCGGGAUGAUGACUGCUUUCGAUGGAAUAGGCUGCCUUGUGGGAUGACAUGCCAAAAUGGAACCCCCUUGCACUUAAUCGUCAUCAAACCCUCCACUAUGUGGUUUGGAGAAAGGAUCAAGAAAACCAGUGUAAUAGUGAGGACUGGGGAGAGUACCUACAGAGCUUGUUUCUCUUUUCACUCUUCAUACAGUGAGAUUAAGGAUUUCCUGAGCUAUAUCCAGCCUGUGAAUGUGUAUCCCAAUGUGCUGCCAGUGGGUGGGACAGAAGAGAAAGUUAUGGAACUGCUAAAGCCAUUAUGCAGGUCGUACUGGAGAAACGCAGAACCCAGGUACAAGCCCUUAGGAACACUGAAGAGAGCCUGCAAGAGAGACUUAUCUGAUACAGAUGAAGAUGAUCUCUUUGAUUCAGAACUAACUGCUGCAAGGCCUAAGAUUCUGAAACAGCAGAGAGGAGAGAGCAGGCCCUCCAGCACAGCACGGUCUGAAAACACUGGAGGAAACAACGAUGAGAGCACAGAAAGUUACAGAAUGACUGCAACUUACACCUCGCUCAAGGUAGACUUCAUGGACUGCGAGGAAUCAAAUGAUGAUGAUGAUGAUGAUGAAGAAGAAUCUGAAAACAGUACAGCUGAAGUUCUUUCCCAGGAGCCAGAUGCCACUUCCACAUCAAACUUCAAUGGGGUAACCAGUGACCAACAGGAGUCCAGCAGUGACAUCCCUCGCUGGGACAUGUUCUUUAAGUGUGACAGACUAGAAGAAACCUCUGACGUCGAGGACAACUUCCCCUCCUCAGCAGAUGCCGGUGGCUCCCAGUCACUCUUCAGUGAUUCAGAUGGUGUCAGUGACUCAACACACAUCUCCUCCCAAAACUCUUCCCAGUCAACACACAUAUCAGAGCAAGGCAGCCAGGGCUGGGACAGCCAAAUGGACACAGUGCUCAUUACCACCCAAGAGAGGAAUGCCUUGGACAUGAGCAGAGGUGGGAGCAGGACAGUUCCUGUAUCACAGGACACCACCAAAUACACUUCACUUGACAACAGCCCAUGCAAGCCACUGAGUCAGAAUAGAUCUUGUGCCCAUGAUGUUGCCUGUGACUUGAAAAGCAAAGACACUGAGAAAGAUGCAGAUGCUAGCACCACUCAUGUUGGAGAUGGGGUGGUGGAAGUAAGUGACAACUCCAGGACAAUGGAUCUGAAGCCGAGGAAGGACUCCCAGAGCUCCUCCGACUUUGAAAUUCCCUUGACUCCUGAUGCUGAAGUGCCUCAGCCAGAAAAACUGCGCUGUUUGUAUAAGAAGCUGGCAGCAGGUGAAAACAUAGUCUGUGAGAAGAGAGUCUCCUGAAGACAUGUGGAACUGAUCACAUCAUGGUAACAAAUGCUGAAGCUUAUUAAACGCUGACUGACUUGUUUUUCAUACUGGUUACUGUCUGCAGCUGUGCUGGUUUAGGCAAUGCUUUCAGGAAUCUCUUGCUGUCAGAACUCAGAAGCUGCAGUCUGUGUAACUCUAUUGUUCCUUCCAUGAACUACUGAGAAGGUGGUAUUCCCAGGAGGAACCAGAAAGCCUUCCAUCUCCUGAGCUUCAGCUCUUGGGAGCUGCAAGCAGACAAAAGACGAACCAGACAAAACUAAGGGUUAAACACUGGAUGAAGUUCAGUGUUUCUCUUUAUCAUGAGCUCUAAGAGUUUGCCUUUGAGAUAGAAGUGAUCUCAGGUUUUCAUGAAAUGUCACAUUUUUAACUGUAGGAAUACAUCAUCUUUCAGGUAUGACCAUGCAAACUAUGCAAUAGUUGCACUUGUAAUUUAAUCCAAGUUUUCACUGCAAUUGUUUUUAACUUGGUUG
Pezoporus flaviventris is the source of this 2698-nucleotide messenger RNA. It is a transcript of the gene DCLRE1C, whose product is annotated as DNA cross-link repair 1C. Gene Ontology annotation, biological process: double-strand break repair via nonhomologous end joining; interstrand cross-link repair; protection from non-homologous end joining at telomere. Gene Ontology annotation, molecular function: damaged DNA binding; 5'-3' DNA exonuclease activity. The transcript has 15 exons. Bases 444 to 2201 code for a protein of 585 amino acids. The record is from RefSeq and is a predicted model, not a curated record. NCBI's taxonomy places the organism in Eukaryota, Metazoa, Chordata, Aves, Psittaciformes, Psittacidae.